Paramacrobiotus metropolitanus is the source of this 1028-nucleotide messenger RNA. Its product is annotated as glutathione S-transferase omega-1-like. The record is from RefSeq and is a predicted model, not a curated record. Gene Ontology annotation, biological process: glutathione metabolic process. The transcript has 5 exons. The coding region runs from base 135 to 863 and encodes 242 amino acids. Lineage: Eukaryota; Metazoa; Tardigrada; Eutardigrada; Parachela; Macrobiotidae. Gene Ontology annotation, molecular function: glutathione dehydrogenase (ascorbate) activity; glutathione transferase activity. Gene Ontology annotation, cellular component: cytoplasm.
AUUUCACGUUUUAUGGGUCGGAGUCAGUACCGUGCACCAGUGGCGCACCAAAAUAUAGUGCUCAAAAGCGAUCUCUAAUUUUAGCGUUCUGCAACAGCUGUGCAAUUUAUUUACAUAUUUGGAUCGCGUUUAAAAUGACUCUUGUUAGAGACCAUGUACCGGCCUUGCGCAAAGGUUCGUCAAAACCGCAAGAUGAUUCUUCGAAGAUCACCGUGUACAGUGUACGAGGCUCACCGUACUGCCAAAGAAUUCGACUACUCAUGAAUGUUCUACAUAUCCCAAUGCGCAUAGUGAAUGUGCAUAUCUGGGAUAAACCGGAAUGGUUUGUUGGAUUGACGCCGUUCAGUAAAGUACCCAGCAUCACCGACACUGACAGCCGCAGUUUAUGCGAAUCUUUGACGAUUGCCGAGUACGUCGACAACAAAUAUGGCAACGGAAAACACCUACUGCCAAAAGACAACUAUUUGCGCGCCCAACAAAAAAUUCUGGUGGAAAGAAUUAUGCUUCUGGUCGGCGAUCCAGUGCGGGAAGUGGCAUUCAAGGCAACAAAAGAAGCCGGCGAAGAGCUUCUUCGACGCAUCGAAAAAGCGCAAGAACUGUUAGAAGACGAUUAUUUUGCCGGCAAAGAAAUGGGUUUCGUCGACAUUAUGGUGUAUCCGUGGUUUGACCGAUCGCCAGCCUAUUUGCGCACGGUUGGUGUGGAUAUCAACACUGGAAACACGAAAGCGAUCAUGGCUUGGCGGGAGCGAAUGCUGACCAACCCGGCAGUGACGGGGUCAUCUUACUCAGACGCUUUUUAUACGGCCAUCCUGGAAGGCCGCCGGAAGGGCAAACCCGACCCAGACGUUGGCAUGGACCUUUAAUUAGGACGAUGUAUGCAGUGUUGUGCUAAGCAGUCAAAGUUAAUUUGUGUCGGUUCGACCUUAUUUUUUUCAUUGUGGGUGUGGUGGUUGAGAAUUUAUGGUUGUUUGUUUCAAACAUCUGCAAGCGGUAAACAACACCAGAAAAAAAUAAGAGAAAAAGUUCAA